AUGGGCACCACUGCUGCUGCCAGGGUCACCACUGCCCUCUCCAGCACCAUCCUGCGCUGGGAGCCUCUGAAAGCUUUAGCUCUUGAAGAAGAGUCACUACAUAGUAAAGGAAGCAAUAACCAGUCUUUCAAAAGCCCCAGAGAUACCCAAGACUUUGGAUAUGAGAUCGGAUUACGUGUUCAGUCAAAUAUUUCUGAAGACCAGAGACUUAAAAGUGAAGAGGAUAUUUCUAAAUGUGAUCAAUUUGAUGAGUCUUUCAUUAAAACUUUAUUAUCCUUCCACCAACAAAUACUAUCAUCAGAUGCCAAAAUGUACAAAUGUAAUCAGUAUGGCAAGUCAGGGAAUCAGUCUCAAAAUCAGGAAAUUCAUAUUGGAGAAAAAUCAUGCAGACAUAAUAAAUGUGAGAAAGUCUUUAUUCAGUCAUCCAAUCUAAGAAUAUGCAAUAUAAACCAUGCCAGAGAAGGCCUCUACAAAUGUAAAGAAUGUGGCAAAAUAUUUAACCUUAAUUCACUUCUUACUCAACAUCAAAGAAUUCAUGCUGAAGAGAGACCCUACAAAUGUAAAGAAUGUGGUAAAGACUUUACUCAGAUUGCAUAUCUUAGAUCACAUAAGUUAAUUCAUACGAGAGAGAAACCAUACAAAUGUGAAGAAUGUGGCAAAGCCUUUGUCUAUCAUUCAAAGUUUAUUCAUCAUCAAAGAAUUCAUACAGGAGAGAAACUCUACAAAUGUAAAGAAUGUGGUAGAGUCUUUACUCAGAUUGCACAUCUUAGAACACAUAAAUUAAUUCAUACUGGAGAGAAACCCUACAAAUGUAAAGAAUGUGGUAAAGCCUUUACUCAGCUUGCACAUCUUAGAACACAUGAGAGAAUUCAUACUGGAGAGAAACCCUAUAAAUGUGAAGAAUGUGGCAAAGCUUUUAUCUAUCAUUCAAAAUUUGUUCGACAUCAAAGAAUUCAUACAGGAGAGAAACCCUACAAAUGUAAACAAUGUGGUAAAGCCUUUAUUCAGAUUACAACUCUUAGAACACAUAAGUUAGUUCAUACUGGAGAUAUACCCUACGAAUGUAAAGAAUGUAGUAAAGCCUUUACUCAGAUAGCACAUCUUAGAAAACAUGAGAUAAUUCAUACUAGACAGAACCCAUACAAAUGUGAAGGAUGUGACAUAUUUUUUACCAAAUCUUCAAAGCUUAGGCAACAUCAGAAAAUGCAUAAUAAAAAAAAGCCCUACAAAUGUGAAGAAUGUGGCCAAUUUUUUAUCUGCACAGCAAGCUUUAGAAAACAUCAGUUAGUUCAUACUGUAUAGAAACCUAUAGAAAUGUAAAGAAUGUGGUAAAGCCUUUAUUUACUUUUCAAAUCUUAGACAACAUGAGAGAAUUUUUACUGGAGAGAUUACGCAAAUAUGAAGAAAGUGGCAUAUCCUUUACCCAGUCUUCAAGGCUUAGACAACAUCAGAAAAUUCAUAAUGAAGAGAAACUCUACAAAUAGGACUUGGGACUAAAUCGUUGAUAUCAGAGAAUUUAUACUACAGAAACCCUGUAGAUGUAAUAUAUGUGAAAAGGAUUUUAUCCCAGAUGUACAGCUUGGAAAUCACCACAGAGUUUAUAGAGAAAGAAAAUUUUAUAAGUGAAGUAAAUAUGCAGAAGUAUUUAAUCAAAAUGUACCCCUUGGGCGGCGCCUGUGGCUCAG
Nycticebus coucang (slow loris) is the source of this 1685-nucleotide messenger RNA. Its product is annotated as zinc finger protein 501-like. The transcript is spliced from 4 exons. Gene Ontology annotation, biological process: regulation of transcription by RNA polymerase II. Gene Ontology annotation, molecular function: DNA-binding transcription factor activity; RNA polymerase II cis-regulatory region sequence-specific DNA binding. The record is from RefSeq and is a predicted model, not a curated record. Bases 1 to 1302 code for a protein of 433 amino acids. Lineage: Eukaryota; Metazoa; Chordata; Mammalia; Primates; Lorisidae.